AUGAAGGACACACUGACCCUGCUAACUCGAGUUACUGCCCACCCUGACUCCCGUUGCUGGUUCCUAGCAUGGAAUCCAUCUGGAACUCUUCUGGCUUCCUGUGGUGGGGAUAAAAAUUAUUCGGAUCUGGGGCAAAGAAGAUGGUACCUGGGUAUGCAAGUCAGUCCUUGGUGAUGGCCACCAGCGGACUGUAAGAAAAGUGUCAUGGUCACCUUGUGGUAACUACCUUGCUUCUGCCAGCUUUGAUGCCACCACCUGCAUCUGGAUGAAGAAAAAAGAGGAGUUUGAGGUUGUUACAACACUUGAGGGGCAUGAAAAUGAGGUAAAAUCUGUGGCCUGGGCACCUUCAGGAAAUCUUCUGGCCACAUGCAGCCGGGACAAGAGUGUAUGGGUAUGGGAAGUGGAUGAAGAAGAGGAAUAUGAGUGUGUCAGUGUUCUUAAUUCACAUACACAAGAUGUAAAGCAUGUGGUAUGGCACCCCCAUCAGGAGCUUCUAGCUUCUGCCAGCUAUGAUGACUCCGUUAAGUUGUAUCGAGAGGAGGAGGAUGACUGGGUGUGUUGUGCCACCUUGGAGGGUCACACGUCUACAGUUUGGAGCUUGGCUUUUGAUCAGAGCGGAGAGAAGCUGGCAACCUGCAGCGAUGAUAAAACUUUGCGCAUAUGGAGGCAGACUAAGGCUGAAGAGGAGCAAGCUGUAGGUGGAAGUAAAAAAGAUGCAAGCUGGAAGUGCGUAUGCACACUGACAGGGUACCACACCAGGACAGUCUAUGAUGUUAGUUGGAGUCAUCUGACUGGUUCUCUUGCCUCAGGCUGUGGAGAUGACGCGAUCCGGAUAUUUGAAGAAGACCCAGGCUCUGAUCCAUUGCAGUCAACUUUUUCUCUUACAGCCCACAUGCCACGAGCCCACUCUCAGGAUGUCAACUGUGUAGCAUGGCAUCCUAAGGAGCCUGGGCUUUUGGCAUCCUGUAGUGAUGAUGGAGAUAUGGCAUUCUGGCAGUACCAGCGGCCAGAAUAA
Staurois parvus is the source of this 1015-nucleotide messenger RNA. NCBI's taxonomy places the organism in Eukaryota, Metazoa, Chordata, Amphibia, Anura, Ranidae. The record is from the annotation of a GenBank genome assembly.